UAGUUGCUUCAGUUUGGUCUGCUUGUGUAAAUAUUACGAAGAAAAAUACUAAGCUAAUCUGAAAUGUGCUGUUCAAACGAUCCAUCGUUUUGGCGACAGAUACUUAUAUUAAUAUCAAGUAGUUGCUAUUCGUUGGGCAUAGGAAUUAGUUUAGCGCACCCCAGCGCCCUCAAUGCUGCUAUCUUAUCUCCAAACGCCACUGAUAUUAAAGCAACGAUCGAUCAAGCCUCUUGGAUAGCUUCCAUCCAAGGCUUUUCUGGUUUACUCGGGUUUUUUAUCUACUCCCCCUUGAUACAAGUUAUAGGCCGAAAACCAGUCAAUAUCUUGUUCCAGAUAGGUAUCAGUAUAGGAUGGAUCUUGUUAUACAUCAGUAAAACUGUCACCAUGUUAUUAAUUGCUAAGUUUAUACAAGGACUUUCAAUAGGAGGAUUUUUUGUACUAGCAUUAACAGUCAGUGAAUUAACACAUCGAAGUAAAAGAGGAGUAUUUUUGACGAUUAAAAAGAUUGCUUUAUCGUGUGGAUCUUUAUUAUGCCAUUUUCUUACUUUUUCCUGUGAUUGGAGACAAAUAGUUCUAGUGGCAAUUAUCCCACAUAUUUUAGCAACAUUAAUAAUUUUAUUCUGUAAAGAAAGUCCAUCAUUUUACGCGAUGAAAGGACAAUAUUCCAAUUGUAUGAAAUCUUUUCAAUGGUAUUUCGGUGACUCUGAUGAUAGUAAACGAGAAAUGAAGUCAAUAAUAUCAGCACAAAUGGAAAGAAGGAAUAAAGAUAAACCGCUGAAGGAUAAGAAUUUUAGAUGGUUCAAGAAAAUGUUACGUAGAGAUUUUCUAAUACCUUUUGUAAUCGCAAGUCUAGCUACAAUAGCAGUAGAUUUCAGUGGGAGAUAUUUUCUAUUAGGUUAUAUUCCUAAUAUAAUGAUUGAAUUAACUGGUGACAAAAACAUAGCGUUAUAUUAUUCGAUAAUAUUUGAUUGUUUAAUAAUUCUAGCUCUGUGUAUAUCAACUGUGGUUAUAAAAUCAUUUAAAAGACGAACAAUAUUAUUUAAAUUUGGUGCCGCGUCUAUAGCUUUGAUGUUCACAGUUUCUUUAUCCGAAGCACUUAAAGAAACUCUAUUAAUUAAAUGGUUUACACCUUCUUUGUUAUUAUUGCAUAGUUUUGUUAGUACUUUUGGUUUGAUACCAGUUUCUUUUACGAUUUCAAUGGAAAUAUUUCCUUUAGACCAUAGAGCUAUAGGCUCGUUCACAACUGGCAUUGCUUUCACUCUAUUUUACGCUAUCACUAUGAAAAUUGUACCUUUAAUGAUGGAUAGAAUUGGUAUAGGAGGCACUUAUUUUAUAUUUAGCCUAUGCGUUACUAUAUGUUUAACAAUAUUAUAUUAUAUACUACCUGAAACAAAGGAUAAGAGUUUGCAAGAAAUAGAAGACGAAAUAAGAGGAGUUAAAAGAUCAGAGGCUGAAAUUGAAUUAAUACUUUCGAAUGCAACUAUGAAGGAUUUUUAAAAUGUUUCUAACCUAAAAAUAGUUUAUGAAAGUACAUCUUCAAACGUUAUAUACAUGGUGCUCUAUAUUAUGUUACCUGUCAAAACAAAAGACAUCGGAAAAAAUGUCGUAAUAUUUUGUGAACCGAUGGUUAAAAUUAGAAAUUUAUAAGGAAUAUUUGUGACAAUCACCUUCGUACCGUCAUCGUUAAAUAUGUCAAAAUUAGUAUGACAUUAUUGGUGUACUUUAUGCCCGAU
This is a messenger RNA of Papilio machaon (common yellow swallowtail), 1733 nucleotides long. RefSeq names its product facilitated trehalose transporter Tret1-like. The record is from RefSeq and is a predicted model, not a curated record. Gene Ontology annotation, molecular function: transmembrane transporter activity. Bases 64 to 1497 code for a protein of 477 amino acids. The transcript is spliced from 3 exons. Lineage: Eukaryota; Metazoa; Arthropoda; Insecta; Lepidoptera; Papilionidae. Gene Ontology annotation, cellular component: membrane. Gene Ontology annotation, biological process: transmembrane transport.